Molecule: messenger RNA, 1032 nt
Organism: Silurus meridionalis
Lineage: Eukaryota; Metazoa; Chordata; Actinopteri; Siluriformes; Siluridae
Gene: hmgb2b
Product: high mobility group box 2b
Exons: 5
Coding region: 131-787 (218 amino acids)
Biological process (GO): regulation of transcription by RNA polymerase II
Molecular function (GO): DNA binding, bending
Source: RefSeq, a predicted model, not a curated record
GAAAGGAAGGCACGAGCUACAGCUCGAGCCAAUGGCAGCAGAGUGAGUGGGCGGGGCUUGUGAGCUGUAUUAUCUCCACAGUAGAACAUAAACAGUAGCAGAGUGGAGACGUAGUGAGUCUGUAGCAGUCAUGGUGAAAGAUGCGAAUAAGCCGAAAGGUCGGACCUCAGCGUACGCCUUCUUCGUUCUCAACUGUAGGGAGGAACACAAGAAGAAGAGCCCGGAAACCUCAGUGAACUUUGGCAAGUUCUCCAAGACCUGCUCAGAGCGGUGGAAGACUCUGUCUGCUACCGACAAGAAGAAAUUUGAAGAUCAGGCGAAGGUCGAUAAGGACCGAUACGAUCGCGAGAUGAAGAACUACAUCCCUCCGAAAGGCAUGGGGAAGAGGGAGAGGAAGAAGAAGGACCCCAACGCUCCAAAACGUCCCCCGUCUGCGUUCUUCGUGUUCUGCUCGGAGCACAGGCCGACGGUGAAGGGUGAGUACCCCGGCCUGUCCAUCGGAGACCUCGCCAAGAAGCUGGCCGAGAUGUGGGGCAAACAGAGCCCUAAAGACCGCACGCCCUACGAGCAGAAAGCAGCCGCGCUGCGCCAGAAAUACGAGAAGGACAUGGCUGCAUACCGUGCGAGAAGCGGAGCCGGAGGUGGAGGCGGAGCUCCCAAACGAGGCCCUGGCCGAUCUGCAGGUUCUAAGAAAGCUGUGGUCGAGGUUGAUGAUGAUGACGACGAUGAGGAAGAUGAAGAUGACGAGGAAGAAGACGACGAUGAGGAAGAUGAUGACGACGAGUAGUGUGUGUGUUUGAGACUGCUGCUGCAUCUAUGCAGGAUCACUUCAGUGUGGUUUGGGGGGUUUAACAUGAGCGUGUGUGUGUGUGUGUGUGUGUGUGUGUGUGUGUGUGUGUGUGUGUGUGUGUGUGUGUGUGAGACCAGCCUAAGCAAUAAGUCACAGAGGUUGUGAUGUUUAUUUUUGUACGGGUUUGUGUUUCAGCCAUGUGUAGAGUACAGUUUUAUAAUAAACUCACACUCUUAUCUACA